This is a messenger RNA of Naegleria lovaniensis, 663 nucleotides long. RefSeq lists its product as uncharacterized. Lineage: Eukaryota; Heterolobosea; Eutetramitea; Acrasida; Naegleriidae. The record is from RefSeq and is a predicted model, not a curated record. The transcript has a single exon. Bases 1 to 663 code for a protein of 220 amino acids.
AUGAAAUUUACAUUGUAUCAAUUCAUUCCUGAUAGUAACAACUCAAUAAGGGCAACAAAGCAACAGCUUAGUUCAAAGAAUACCAUUGGUUCUACUACGCAUGAACAUAAACCAACGAAUGAAACAAUGGUGAUGGAACAAUAUCAUGCACCUAAUGGGUCUGUAUGCUACAGUUGUUCGUUCCCUAUUCACGAAGCCCAGUCCUCCAACCAGACACUCCUAUCAUCAAGUAACGACUGUGAAUAUCCCAACUCUCUCGCUUCACCAAUGUCAAAAGCAAAUACAAUCACCUCCACGGUCUUCCAUGAAAUAACUUUCAACCGCUCAGGAGUCUUUAUGGACACCCAAGUAACAAUUCCAAAUCUAAAAAGAAAAGCAUCCCCAAACGAUGUUUGGUACCAAAAACAACGAAAAAUUAGAAGUCCUAGGUUAAAACAACAAAUUAAACAAGACGAACAUAUAUCUUCUUCAGAAUGCGAUUCUUACUUGCAUCAUAAUGACAAGGUUUUGCAUGUUGACACGAACACCGUUCAGGAAACACUUCACGUCUUACAGACACCCUUCUCAUCAGCUGUAGGCCCAGAACAGUUAGAAAGUUUGAAAUGCGUCAAACGUAUAAGGCCUACUCGAUACUCUAUCAGUAUUAAGGAACUGCUGAAUUAA